Mauremys mutica (yellowpond turtle) is the source of this 2526-nucleotide messenger RNA. RefSeq names its product glypican 5 (gene GPC5). Lineage: Eukaryota; Metazoa; Chordata; Testudines; Geoemydidae. Gene Ontology annotation, biological process: positive regulation of canonical Wnt signaling pathway; regulation of protein localization to membrane; cell migration. Bases 266 to 1975 code for a protein of 569 amino acids. Gene Ontology annotation, cellular component: extracellular region; cell surface; plasma membrane. The transcript is spliced from 8 exons. The record is from RefSeq and is a predicted model, not a curated record.
CGUGCCGCCUAUGUGACAGAGGCAGGGACAGCGGGCGGUUCCCUCAGCAUCCCUGCUCCCGGGGAGACGGCGGUGGCGCCAGGUGAACGCAGCUCUGAGAAAUUCUCCCCGCGCAUCCUGCUCCCGCUGCUGCGCGCAGCUGUGGCUGCAGGUUCCCGAGUGGCAGCUGCUGCUGGCGGACUCGACUUGUCCCACUUCGUGCGUGGCAGGGGCUCUUGGGGCAGAGUUUGCACAGUUGGCUGGAGAGCUGCUGCGCCGCCCGGAGAUGGGAAGGCAGAGCCUGCGCUGGGGCAUCCUCCUGUUGGCGGCUUUGGCGUCUCUAAAAGGCGAGAAGCUGCCAAACUGCGAGGACGCUCGGAAAGUUUUCCAGCUGCGGCAGAUCGGCCCCGCCAAGGGGCUGCCGGAGACCCCGCGGGCAGGGGCUGAUCUUCAAGUUUGUACAUCUAAAAAUCUAACGUGUUGUACCAAAAAGAUGGAGGAGAGAUACCAGAUUGUAGUAAAGCAGGAUAUACAACAAGUGCUUCAGACAUCAAGCUCUACUUUAAAGUUUUUAAUAUCUCAUAAUGCAGCUGCUUUUCAAGAAACCUUUGAAAUGCUUAUCAGACAGGCUGAGAAUUACACAAGCAUACUUUUCUGCAACACAUACAGAAACAUGGCUGUCGAGGCUGCUACGGCCGUUCAAGAGUUUUUUACAGAUGUGGGACUCUUUGUAUUUGGCAUAGACAUUAGUACAGAAGAACUGGUGAACAGAUUUUUUGACACCCUAUUCCCACUAGUCUAUAACCAUCUGAUUAAUCCUGGUCUGACUGACAUUUCACUGGAAUAUUCAGAAUGCAUUCGAAUGUCACAAAGAGAUAUCAGUCCUUUUGGUAAUGUUCCAAAAGUAGUCAUGGGGCAAAUGGGGAGAUCAUUGUUAUCCAGUCGUACUUUUUUGCAGGCCCUCAAUUUAGGGAUUGAAGUGAUCAAUACAACAGAUCAUUUGCAGUUCUCUAAAGACUGUAGCAGAGCCUUACUACGAAUGCAAUAUUGCCCCCACUGCCAAGGAAUGACUUUAAGUAAGCCAUGUAUGGGGUACUGCCUGAAUGUAAUUAGAGGCUGCUUGGCUAACAUGGCAGAAAUUGACCUUCACUGGCGGAGAUAUAUUCAGUCAUUGGAAGAGUUGUCCAGUACAAUGCAUGGGACAUAUGACAUUGAGCACGUACUUCUGAACUUUCACUCACUUGUUAAUGAUGCUCUGACACAUGCUAGUAUCAAUGGACCAAAAGUAACUGAACAGGUAAACAAGAUAUGUGGUCAUCCUGUGAGAAAGCCGACAUUGUCGCCAGGUUAUUCUGAUCAGAACAAACAUAAUCAAGGGAUGAAGAUGUCUGCAAGAGACAAUGAAGAAACACUGGCCAACAGAAGAAAAGAAUUUAUGAAAAGUCUACGGCUGUACAAGACAUUCUAUGGAGGCCUGGCUGAUCAGCUGUGUAUCAAUGAGUUAGCAGCUGCUGAUGGGCUAGCAUGUUGGAAUGGUGAAGAUGUCGUAAAAAGCUACACCCACCGUGUGGUUGGCAAUGGAAUCAAAGCUCAGUCUGCGAAUCCAGAAGUAAAAGUGAAAGGAACAGAUCCUGUAAUAAAUCAAAUUAUUGAUAAACUGAAACACAUUAUCCAGCGAUUGCAGGGCAAAUCAUUUCCUAAACAUGAGAAGUGGGGUCUACUACAAACGGGCAGUGGUGGAAGUAUGGAUGAACAAGUCAGUGGAGACUGUGAUGAUGAGGAUGGUUGUGGAGGAUCAGGAAGCGGGGAAGUGAAGAGAAUCCUGCAAUUUAUUGACUGGAUGCCAGACAAGACAAACCUCAGUGACGUAAAGCAAAUCCAUCAAACAGAUGGUGGCAGCACUUUAGACACAACUGGAGCAGGAUCUACAGGAAUGGCUGCUUAUAUGACAUUUACAUUGAUUAGUGUGGUAACAUUACUUUUCAGUCUUUGGUAAAUGUGCAGCUCUGUCUUGAUAUAAGCAUCUCAUUGCAGUCUGUUCUCCCGCACAAGCCUGGAAUAAGAGAUUGAACGUAGCAAUAUUUAUGGUAGCCUGAUCCUAGGUCUACAUAUUGACAAAAUUGUUUGCUUGUGUAAUAUAUUUCGUAGGUUUUUUUAACACCUGUAUAAUUAAGCAAAAUCAUAUUUCUUUUUAGAAUAUUAUGUUACAGAUAUAAUAGCAGUAUGUUGAACUUGCUGAACUCUGAACUACUGUUAAAAAAGAGAAACCUGAUUUAAUUUCUCAGCAUUUUUGUAUUUGAAAAUCCUGUCUCCUUUCUGUUUACAGAAAAAUGCCCCUCAUAAGACUUAAAAACUAGAAUUUGUACAUCUCAUGAGUAAAUGGGUGAAAUUUUAAGUCUAAACUAUUUUCUGUGAAAAAUGAAGAUUAUACAACACUGAAACAUUUUGCAAAUUUAUGUUAGUUUUGGUGAAUUGUUCAUGUCUAAAAACAAACAAAUGCCAAAAAAGUCAAGAUUUCAUUUUCCCCUUUGCAAAACAAUAUUUCAU